CUUUAUAAAGCUGUCAAUUAUGCAAAACAGUCUAUCACACGGUCCCCAGCAGUUACAGGAGAGACUGGUAUAUCGACAGAAACAUGUCGUUGGCUAUAGAAGAAGUUUCGGGAUAUCCCAUCAGCAUGUCGCGGCUGUUGUUUUACUCCCUGGUGUUCCUGGUCACGGGACUCUGGGUCUUGCACCGCAGACGUCAGCAGACCAGACUUGUCAAAUUGGGGAACAAAAUACCUGGACCUACUGCAUAUCCAUUAUUUGGGAAUGCGCUCCUGGCGCUCGGGAAAACACCAGCAGAGAUAAUGGAGCUCAGUCUAGAAUUUGCGAAGCGUUACACGAGCGUGGUUCGAGUCUGGCUGGGGACUAGCCUGUACGUCUUUCUGACGGACCCUGAUGAUGCCGAGCUGAUCCUCAACAGCCAGGUCCACAUCAACAAGUCUGAUGACUACAGCUUCUUCAAACCUUGGCUUGGGGAAGGCUUGCUGAUUAGUUCAGGUGACAAAUGGAGAUCGCACCGAAAAAUGAUUGCCCCUACCUUCCAUAUAAACAUUUUGAAAUCUUUCGUCGGAGUUUUCAAUCAGAACAGUAAGAAUGUUGUUGACAAAAUGAAGCCCGAAAUCGGAAAAACUUUUGAUGUCCACGACUACAUGAGUGGUGUUACUGUUGAUAUUCUUCUUGAGACAGCAAUGGGAAUUACAAGAAAAACACAAGACGAAUCAGGGUUUGACUACGCUAUGGCUGUUAUGAAAAUGUGCGAUAUCAUACAUCAAAGACAUUACAAGUUCUGGAUGAGACUUGAAGCUAUGUUCAAAUUCACUGCAUCCUUCAAGAAACAACACAAACUUCUUAAAAUUAUUCACGGCCUUACAAAUAAGGUCAUCAAAGAAAAGAAGAAAACCUAUAUAGAGAACAAAGCAAAAGGCAUCAUUCCACCCACAUUAGAAGAGCUGACACGCUCACCUGAUGAUAGCACAGACCCUCUUGACACCAAAACUCUUGCUGACAGCGUCUUCAAAGGAUUAAAGGAUGAUCUUGACUUUAAUGAUGAAAAUGACGUUGGUGAGAAGAAACGACUAGCUUUCUUAGAUCUGAUGAUUGAAUCCGCUCAAAAUGGAACCAACAACAUCACUGAUCUUGAAAUCAAGGAAGAAGUGGACACUAUCAUGUUUGAAGGUCAUGACACAACAGCAGCAGGGUCGAGUUUUGUCCUAUGCCUCUUGGGCAUCCACCAAAACAUUCAAGCCAGGGUCUACGAUGAGCUCUUCGAAAUCUUUGGUGACUCUGACAGGCCAGCCACCUUUGAAGAUACGCUUCGCAUGAAGUACUUGGAGAGGGUUAUUCUAGAGUCAUUGAGGAUGUACCCACCAGUGCCCAUCAUAGCCAGGAAAUUGACACAAGACGUGCAGAUUCAAACCAACAAUUUCGUCCUACCCGCCGGUUGCACUGUAGUCGUUGGCACUUACAAGAUCCACCGCAGCCCUAAAUUCUACAACAACCCUGAAGUGUUCAACCCUGACAACUUCUUGCCUGAGAACUGCCAGAACCGACACUACUACAGUUUCAUACCCUUUAGUGCCGGCCCUAGAAGUUGUGUUGGACGCAAAUACGCCAUGUUGAAACUGAAGAUUUUGAUCUCAACCGUUCUGCGGAACUACAAGACCAUAUCCGACGUGCCUGAAAACAAGUUCACCCUUCAAAGCGACAUCAUUUUGAAAAGGACUGACGGGUUUAGACUCCGGAUAGAGCCAAGGAAACGCGUCCCACGCUUCACAGGGGCAUAAGUCUAAACAAGAUUUUUCCCAAA
Molecule: messenger RNA, 1801 nt
Organism: Ostrinia nubilalis (European corn borer)
Lineage: Eukaryota; Metazoa; Arthropoda; Insecta; Lepidoptera; Crambidae
Product: cytochrome P450 4g15-like
Exons: 11
Coding region: 84-1778 (564 amino acids)
Molecular function (GO): oxidoreductase activity, acting on paired donors, with incorporation or reduction of molecular oxygen; heme binding; monooxygenase activity
Source: RefSeq, a predicted model, not a curated record